Messenger RNA from Paramecium pentaurelia, 1037 nucleotides. The record is from the annotation of a GenBank genome assembly. NCBI's taxonomy places the organism in Eukaryota, Ciliophora, Oligohymenophorea, Peniculida, Parameciidae.
AAUGAGCAACAUUCCACCCUCUCAACAUCCACCUUAAGCUCCAUAACCUGGUCCAUACUAAUAACCAACAUUCUAACCAGGAUUCGCUCCUUAAUAUGCUCCUGCUCCAGUUACUUAUGGACCUCCUCUUACCUCAUCACCAUUGAGAUAUUCACAACCACUUUAUCAAGCUCCAGUUGUUUAAUAACCAGUGUAUACUCAACCAGUUGUUUAACAACCAGUAUAUGCUCAACCAGUUGUUCAAUAACCAGUAUAUGCUUAACCAGUUGUCUAACAACCUAUUGUCACACAAUCAGUCGUUGCUCAACCAGUUGUUACUUAACAAGUUGUUGCUCAACCAGUUGUUGCACCCUAACCAAUCUAAGGAGAAAGCAGAAUCGAAUAUGUCCCAUAUGAAAAGACUGUUGUAGAAUAUGAAGAAGUCAGAUAAAGAAUUUAAGUGCCAAGAGAAAAAUAUGUUACAGACUAUUAUGCAGUGGAAUACUAAACUGAAUAUGUACCAUAAGUAUUCUAAGAAAAAUAUACAGGUAAUUAAAUAAUAUUUAAAUUAGAAUAUGUACCUGUUGAUAGAUAUUAAGAAAGAGUUGAAUAUUAUCCAGUCGAAAGAUAAGUUGUUCAUUAAUAAGUCCAAUAAGUCUAAUAAGUUGUAGCUUAACCAGUUGUUUAAUAACAAGUCUAAGUUGUUUAAUAACCAGUCUAAGUUGUUUAAUAACCAGUUUAAGUUGUUUAACAAUAACCAGUCUAAGUUGUUCAACCAUAACCAGUUCAAGUAUACUAAUAACCAAUUGUUUAAUAACCUUUGGUCUAAUCAAUCCCUGUUUAAACUGUUCGUCCACCUGCUUAUGCUCCAACUACAACUCUUCCAUUGGGCUAGACUGUUUCACCAAGACUUCCUGGUAAUACAGUCCCAGCUAAACCAUUGGAUAAAACAUAAGUAAUUUUUUAUUCUUAUCUAAUCUUUAGGGUCCUAAUCAACCAGCCCAAUAAUAGAACAAACCAAAGAGCUUUUUGGAUAGAUUAUUUGACAGAGAUUGAAA